AUUUAUUUAAUAAUUGAAAUUUAAUUUAAUUAUUUGAUUUAAAGGGAAACAAUUAGGAAGCGGAGCUUUUGGAGUUGUCAUGAAAGCGGAAGCAGAAGGAAUUUGUGAGAAUGAACCAGUUACCACAGUAGCAGUAAAAAUGGUUCGUCGAACAACAGUUCCGACUUGUGUUCGUGCACUUGCUAGCGAGCUGAAAAUUAUGGUGCAUCUUGGUAAACACUUGAAUGUAGUCAAUCUUCUUGGUGCUUGUACGAAAAAUAUUUCCAAACGUGAAUUAUUAGUAAUCGUAGAAUAUUGCCGAUUUGGAAAUUUACACAAUUAUUUAUUACGACAUAGGACUGAUUUUAUCAACCAAAUAGAUCCAACAACUGGUAAAUUCGAUCCUAGUAUCGGUCAAGAUCUUUUAACCAGAUCCGUUAGUGUUAGCAGUAAUAAUAGGAUAAAAUACGUGGCAUUGUCAUUUUCUCGCAGUCUUAGUGAUAAUUCUGCCAUUGAAUCGACGAAUUAUCAAACUUCUGCAAUGGAUUCUCAAGGAGUUAGCAUGUCACCGGAUGGCGCUAUUCAAAGUAAUAAUUCGUCCCAAGGAUGGAGAUUUAAUUAUCGGGGUGAUUAUAAGGAUCAUAAUUUAAAACCGAUUUGUACGCAAGAUUUAUUAUCUUGGGCUUUUCAAGUAGCGCGUGGAAUGGAAUAUCUUAGCCAAAGAAAGGUAUUACACGGUGAUUUGGCUGCGAGAAAUAUUUUAUUGGCCGAAAAUAAUGUCGUAAAAAUCUGUGAUUUUGGUUUAGCAAAAACCAUGUACAAAGAUAAUAAUUAUAAAAAAAAAGGAGGUGGUCUAUUACCUAUAAAAUGGAUGGCUAUCGAGUCGAUUAGAGAUCGAAUUUUUUCAACACAAUCAGAUAUUUGGUCAUUUGGUAUAGUUUUAUGGGAAUUCUUUACAUUAGCUGAAACACCUUAUCCAGGAAUGGAAGCUGAAAAACAAUACCAAAAAUUAAUUGAAGGAUAUAGAUUGGAACAACCGGAAUAUGCUACUUCCGAAAUAUAUAACAUAAUGUAUCAAUGUUGGAUGGCUAAGCCUACUUUACGUCCGAGUUUCACGCAAUUAGUUAAAAAUAUUGGUGAUCUAUUAGAAGAAAGCGUAAAAACGCAUUAUAUCAGUUUAAAUGAUCCCUACAUGGAUAUGAACACAAUAAUGUUAGAAGGUGGGCGAAAUGAUUAUUUAACAAUGCUUUCUUCACCUGAUCAUACAACACUUUCCUCGCCCACUCAUGAUUAUUCAAACUUGCCUCCUUCAAAUUUGACUGAUUCAACGUACCUAUGUAUGAGUCCCAAUAGUCAGGGAUAUCAAUCAGAAAUAUUCAGCCCUAGACCAAAUCAAGAAGGUACUUGUUUUGAAUUUCCAUCGCCUACUUCUGACUCAGAAGACGCAAUAGAAAUAUCACCAAUGUUAAAAAAACAAGAGGAAGAAGAUCCUUAUUUAAAACCUAUCAAUGUACUUGCACGACGAGCAGAAUUCGUUCGACAGCGAGAAGCAAUGAAAAAUCAAACAAUAGAUCGACCAAUCAAUAGGGAUUUUGGAUAUUGCAAUACUUCACAAAAUGGUCAAUUAAUAAAUCUGAAUGAAAAGAAUAAGAAUGAUUCAAAAAAUUCUGAUGAUAAUGAAAAAUUAAAUAAUGGAAAUACAAUAUCAGAAAAAGAUUUUAUACCCACUAUCAUUAGGACACAAGAUAAUUAUGUAAACAUGCCUAAACAGAAGAGUGAUUUAAGGUUAGAAAUGCCAGCUGGUUUUAGUAAUCCUAGUUAUGUGGUGAUGGUUAAUCGUGAAACAGAUCAGAUGAAAGUUUAAGCAUGAACUAUGCAUGAACAAAAAUUGUUACAAUUGUUUUAAAAUAAUGAUUAACAAAUGGAAAAUAUCUAUUUCAGGGGUUUCAUGGAAUAACGUAUAGAUAUGGAUGGAAAAUAGAAAAAAAUGAAUACUAAAAAAAAAUCUUACUAUCAAUUUAUAAAUUCAGUUUUUAUGUGAGCAUGUGUGUUUUUGAAUGAUAAAUAGGAAAAAUUAAUUAUAUAAAUAAAUUUCAAAUAUCA
Messenger RNA from Apis dorsata (giant honeybee), 2082 nucleotides. Its product is annotated as vascular endothelial growth factor receptor 1-like. Gene Ontology annotation, cellular component: signaling receptor complex. Gene Ontology annotation, biological process: protein phosphorylation; positive regulation of kinase activity; cell surface receptor protein tyrosine kinase signaling pathway. The coding region runs from base 80 to 1843 and encodes 587 amino acids. Gene Ontology annotation, molecular function: transmembrane receptor protein tyrosine kinase activity; ATP binding. The record is from RefSeq and is a predicted model, not a curated record. The transcript is spliced from 6 exons. NCBI's taxonomy places the organism in Eukaryota, Metazoa, Arthropoda, Insecta, Hymenoptera, Apidae.